GGGCAUCGAGUGACCAAUGUUUCCCAAACGGGUUUAGGGUUUAAGGCAGUUGGGGUUAUUUUCCGCCCUGUGUUGCCCGUUUAUAUUAUUUAUCCGUCAACUUUUCUCUGCCGACAGCCGCCGUCAUGUCCAACAACAAUGCCAGCAACAACUUAAUUGUCGCUCAAAGGGCCGUGAAGCAGCUCCGGUUAGAGGCCAGUGUCCGGAGGAUAAAGGUGUCCGUGGCUGCUGCUGAGCUGAGAAACUUCUGUCUGCAAAAUGCCUCCAAGGACCCUCUCCUGGUCGGGGUCCCCUCUAGUGAUAAUCCCUUCAGACCCCCUAAGUCCUGCUCCCUGUUCUGAGGUAGGUCUGCUCGUCCCUCCACUGAGGCUGCAGGAUGCAGAGAGAACGGUGGUUGAGAAUUUCUGAAUUUAUCCGUCGAAGGCUUUCUUCACUUGUACUUGAUGUCGCUGUGUCCUCAACCAGCAGCUCUUCCUGGGAUGAUGCAACGUGGGACUGAUUGGUUCGGGGGAGGGAACUUUUCCACUUGUUUGCCAAAACUAAUGGUAUCAUAACUCCCAUCUGUUACAUUAAAGCAGGGCCAAACUCUA
This is a messenger RNA of Micropterus salmoides (largemouth bass), 590 nucleotides long. Its product is annotated as guanine nucleotide-binding protein G(I)/G(S)/G(O) subunit gamma-10-like. Gene Ontology annotation, cellular component: heterotrimeric G-protein complex. Bases 126 to 341 code for a protein of 71 amino acids. The transcript is spliced from 3 exons. NCBI's taxonomy places the organism in Eukaryota, Metazoa, Chordata, Actinopteri, Centrarchiformes, Centrarchidae. Gene Ontology annotation, molecular function: G-protein beta-subunit binding. Gene Ontology annotation, biological process: G protein-coupled receptor signaling pathway. The record is from RefSeq and is a predicted model, not a curated record.